AUGGACGCAACCCUCAUCAGGACCAUCAACAGGCUCCAGGACGCCUUCUCAACCGUCGGUGUCCACAACCCCGUCGACCUCCCCCAAAUCGUCGUCAUUGGCUCUCAAUCCUCUGGCAAGAGCUCUGUCCUCGAAAAUAUUGUCGGACGCGACUUUCUGCCCCGUGGCUCCGGUAUCGUGACUCGUCGACCAUUGGUUCUCCAAUUGAUCAACCGUCCUGCCGCAACUUCCACCUCUGACGAUGGCGACAAAGGCAAGUCAACUAUCAGCCAUGCCCAGAACGGCGACGAGAACGACAAGAAGGAGGCUGAGGAGUGGGGUGAAUUCUUGCACCAACCCGGUGUCAAGUACACCGACUUCAACUUGAUUCGUGAGGAGAUUGUUCGCGACACCGAGGCCAAGACUGGAAAGAACGCAGGAAUCUCUCCUCUUCCCAUUAACCUCCGCAUCUACUCCCCUCAUGUCUUGACGUUGACCCUUGUCGAUUUGCCCGGUUUGACCAAGUUGCCCGUUGGAGACCAGCCCAAGGAUAUUGAAAAGCAAAUCAGGGACAUGAUUGUCAAGUACAUCACCAAGCCCAACUCCAUCAUUCUGGCAGUCACUGCCGCCAACGUCGAUCUCGCCAACUCUGACGGUCUUCAACUUGCCCGCAAUGUCGACCCUGAGGGUGCCAGAACGAUCGGAGUCUUGACCAAGGUCGAUCUUAUGGACGCUGGCACAGACGUUGUCGAUAUUUUGGCCGGUCGUGUCAUUCCCCUUCGCCUCGGCUACGUUCCCGUCGUCAACCGUGGACAGCGUGAUAUUGAUACCAAGAAGUCCAUCCACAAGUCCUUGGAGGGAGAGCGCGCCUUCUUCGAGAACCAUGCCGCUUACAAGAGCAAGGCCCAAUACUGCGGAACCCCAUACUUGGCCAGAAAGCUGAACAUGAUUUUGAUGCAUCACAUUCGUAACACUCUUCCCGAGAUCAAGGCAAAGAUCCAGGCUGCUCUUGCCAAGUACAUCGCUGAAUUGGCAACACUCGGAGAUGGCAUGGCUGAAGGCGCAGGACAGGCUAACAUUGUCCUCAACAUUAUCACCGAGUUUUGCACCGAGUUCCGCACCAUCAUCGACGGUAACUCGACUGAUUUGUCAUCAUUUGAGCUUUCCGGAGGUGCCCGUAUCAGCUUUGUCUUCCACGAGCUCUAUUCCAACGGAGUCAAGUCAUUGGACCCCUUUGAUCAGGUCAAGGAUGUCGACAUUCGUACCAUUCUUUACAACUCCUCUGGUUCCUCACCUGCUCUCUUUGUCGGCACCACGGCAUUCGAAGUCAUUAUCAAGCAACAGAUCAAGCGCCUGGAGGACCCCAGUUUACGCUGCGUUAACAUGGUCUUCGACGAGUUGGUCCGCAUCUUGACUCAGCUCUUGUCCAAGCAGCUCUUCAAGCGUUUCCCCCAGUUGAAGGAUCGUUUCUACCAGGUUGUCAUCAACUUUUUCCGCAAGCAGCUGAACCCUACCAACAAGCUUGUUCAGGACUUGAUUUCCAUGGAGUCCUGCUACAUCAACACCGGACACCCCGACUUUUUGAACGGACACAAGGCCAUGGCUGUCAUCAACGACCGUAUUAACCAAGCCAAGAACCCACAACCUGUCGACCCCAAGAACCGUAACUCUGCUCUGGCCAACCUCCCUCCCAGCCUCGAGCCCGAGCCCACGAACAAUGGCUUCUUUGGAAGCUUUUUCUCGGGCAAGAAGAAGCGCCCUGGUGUUAUGGAGCCCCCACCAUCGGUUCUCAAGGCGUCUGGCAACUUGUCGGAGCGUGAGCAGAUCGAGACGGAGGUUAUCAAGCUGUUGAUCUCCUCGUACUUUAACAUUGUUAAGCGUACUGUGAUCGAUACUGUCCCCAAGGCUAUUAUGCUUAACCUUGUCAACAAUGCCAAGGAAGAGCUCCAGCGCGAGUUGCUCCAGGAAUUGUACAAGACCGAGGUCCUGGAUGAGCUGUUGAAGGAGAGCGACUUUACUCAGAACCGCCGCAAGGAGUGCAAGAAGAUGAUUGAGGCCCUCCAAAAGGCCGACGAGAUUGUUGGCUCUGUGUCCGGAUGA
This is a messenger RNA of Linnemannia hyalina, 2079 nucleotides long. The record is from the annotation of a GenBank genome assembly. NCBI's taxonomy places the organism in Eukaryota, Fungi, Mortierellomycota, Mortierellomycetes, Mortierellales, Mortierellaceae.